AUGAAUGAAAAAGGCAUAAUCAGUUUGAGUUUUAACCAAGACCAUACUUUUUUUGCCUGCUGUACCGAAACUGGUGUUAGAAUUUACAACGUUGAACCCCUGUCGCUGAGAGAGAGAUUUGAUUUAGGCGGUGUAUCGAAAUGCGAAAUGCUGAAUUCAUCCAAUUUCAUAGCCAUAGUUUCUGGUGGAAAAUAUCCAAAAUAUUGUCAGAACACUGUACUAAUCUAUGAUGCUGUGUUGGAAAAAUUUGUGAUGGAAGUUAUUUGUGCUUCCAGUGUAAAAUCUGUGCUAAUGAGGAGAAACAAGAUGAUAGUUGUAACUAUGGACAAGAUAUCUGUUUUUACGUUUCCUACGGUUAUUACGCACAUAAUUAAUUUGGAAACCCGUCCAAAUCCGAUGGGAUUGUGUGAAAUCACUCCUUUAGAAACUUCUACAAAACAAAUCAUUGCAUAUCCUGGAAAUAAAAUUGGAAGCGUUCAUAUUAUGGAUGUUUCAAAUUUGGAAGCAACAAGUUCUAGUGCCCCAGCAAUACUCAAUGCUCACCAGGGAGAGAUUUCUUGUUUGGCAAUAAAUCGACUUGGUACACUUAUAGCUAGUGCAAGUGCCAAAGGAACCUUAAUCAGAAUUUGGGAUACUUGUCAUAAAGUCAAAGUUGCUGAACUAAGACGUGGGUCAGAUACAGCAACAUUAUACUGCAUAAACUUCAGUCCAAAUUCAGAAUUUUUAUGCUGCUCGAGUGACAAGGGAACAAUUCAUAUAUUCGCAGUGAUAGAAUCUGAUUUAAAUCGCCGAUCUAGUCUAUCACCGUUCAGUUUUUUCAGUUCCUACUGUCAAUCACAGUGGGCUCUGGCCACUUUUACAGUGCCUCCAGAAGUGGGCUGUAUUUGCACUUUUUUGACUUUAGAUACUGUUGCUGCUAUCUGCCUUGAUGGUACUUAUCAUAAGUUUGCAUUUUCCAAAGAUGGUACUAGCAGACGCAAAUCAUUCCAAAUAUAUUUACACAAUUGUGAAGAUGAUGAAUUUUAA
Macrosiphum euphorbiae (potato aphid) is the source of this 1026-nucleotide messenger RNA. The record is from the annotation of a GenBank genome assembly. NCBI's taxonomy places the organism in Eukaryota, Metazoa, Arthropoda, Insecta, Hemiptera, Aphididae.